GUCUUAGUCUAGAGACUAGUAGAGUCUAGAUCUAGUACUACUCUAGUACUUAGUAGACAUCUAGAUCUAGUAGAGGCACUACCCGUGACUACCGCCACUAGCUAGUAGCUCAUUAGUAGGCUGAUUAGGUGACUAGAGACACGAGAGUAGUCCUGAGUAGAGGUCUAGCUAGACCAGUGAUCAAAAUUAAACGUCUUCUUUCUAAGAUCUAGACAUAGAUGAGAUGAUAUACUUGAUAUAGAUUCUAGAUCAAAUUACCUGUACUGUAGAUCUAAGACUAAGAGUAGGCCUACUCUGACUACUCAAACUCACUGCCUACUAAAACUUUACCCUAAAGAUUAACUAAAUAAGUUCUAUUUCUAUCUAGAUCUAUAGAUCUACAAUGUUUGAAUUUACAGUUAUCUUUUUCUUCAUAAUUCACAACGUACAUGCAUAUUACAGAGUGGAUUUGGGAGGGAACUGGACUUUGACUGAUGAUUGGUCUGGUAUCAAAACAUUUGGACGUGUUCCAGGUUCCAUUUAUACUGCUCUUGUUGAUAAUGGCAUAAUUCAAAAUCCUCUUUACCGGCAGAAUGAUGUUAAUCUUGCCUGGAUUGGUUACACAGACUGGAAUUACACAUUUUCAUUUUCAAUCAACAGGGAUAAAGUGUUAUCAAAGGUAUUAGUGUGUGAAGGCUUGGAUACCAUGGCUGUUAUAAACAUCAAUGGAAAAAAGAUAGGUCAAACAGAUAAUAUGUUUGUAAAGUACAGUUGGGAUGUCACUGAUAUUGUACAGCCAGGAGUGAACACUAUCAGCAUUCUAUUCACUUCAGCUGUUAAGGAAGCUGCUGAAAGAGCUAACAAGUCUGCCUACCUCAUCCCACCUCAGUGUCCACCCAGUGUUGAAAAUGGUGAAUGUCAUGUCAAUCAGAUUAGAAAAGAGCAAUGCUCUUUUGGCUGGGACUGGGGUCCAUCCUUCCCUACACAGGGGAUCUGGAAACCAAUUUAUUUAGAGAAUUUUAACACAGCUAUUAUUUCUGAUUUGUCUGCUGUUGUAAGCAAAGAGAACUCUCAAUGGCUAAUCUCAGUGGCAGUGUAUUUUACAAUGACUGGAAAUUCUACAAUUAAAGGACAAUUGUUUGCUGAUCUUUCAUCCUUGAAUGUGUCCUACAAUCAACAAGUCUUCAUUUCUGCAGUCAACAGAAUUGCAAAAUUUGUUUUAGCUAUUCCAGUUAGUACUAGUGUCCACCUCUGGUGGCCUAAAGGAUAUGGACAGCAGCCAUUGUUUAACCUGAGUGUUACAUUAACUACUGAUUCUGACAAAUCUGUGAAACAAAUUAGACUGGGCUUCAGAACUGUGGAACUUGUGCAAGAGCCAGUGACCAACAAUACUGAUUUAGGGUUAACUUUUUACUUCAGAGUCAAUGGCAUCCCAAUUUUCUUAAAAGGAAGCAACUGGAUCCCAGCUGACAGCUUUCAAGAGCGUGUAACCUUUGAUAAUUUAAAAUAUCUUUUAACUUCUGCUGUUUUGGCUAACAUUAACUCUCUUCGUGUGUGGGGUGGAGGGGUCUAUGAGUCCAAUGAUUUUUAUAACUUGUGUGAUGAGCUGGGCAUACUCAUAUGGCAAGACUUCAUGUUUAGUGUGGCUAUGUACCCAACACGAGAAGAAUUUCUGGAAUCUGUGACUAUGGAAGUCAAGCAUCAGGUGCAAAGACUUAAGCACCACCCAUCAAUCAUUCUUUGGGCUGGAAACAAUGAAAAUGAAAAAGGUCUGCGCCAGAAUUGGUUUGAUACUGACAAAAAUUUCAGCCUUUACUACCACGAUUACCUCCAGCUUUAUGUGAAUACAAUCAAACCAAUUGUGAACGAAGAAGACUGGAGUAGAGAGUAUUUGACAUCUAGCCCAACUAAUGGUAAAGAAAGUGAGAAAGAAGGCUAUGUGGCAUUUGAUCCAGACAGUGAAUUCUAUGGUGACAUUCACUUUUAUAACUACAUGAUUGAUCAGUGGGAUGCCCGAUGGUUUGAAGUGCCUCGUAUGGCCUCAGAGUAUGGAAUACAAGCUUGGUGCAAUAAUGAAACACUGGCUGAGGUUUUUAUACCUUCUGAUUAUGACAUGAAUUCCAAGAUGGUCAGCCACAGGCAACACCAUGUUGGGGGUAACUUAGAAAUGGCAGCUGAGGUUGGCUUACAUUUAAAUCUACCAGAUUCUACAAAUCCAGCAGUGAAAUUUACAGAUUUCAUUUACUUGACACAGAUUAAUCAAGCCAUGUCUAUAAGAAGCCAGACAGAACAUUAUAGAAGACAUCAGUCUGAGUUACUUUCUGAUGGUAGAGGGUUAACUAUGGGUGCCCUCUACUGGCAGUUGAAUGAUAUCUGGCAAGCGCCCACUUGGGCUUCCAUUGAUUACUCAGGAUCAUGGAAGAUGUUACACUAUUUUGCCAAAUCAUUCUUCAUGAAGAAUCUUAUAUCACCUUAUUAUGUGGAUGACAAAAUAUUAGAUGUAUAUAUUGUGAUAGAUGAAAUAGCCAUUCAAGAAGUCAAGAAUGGUGUAAAUGGAUCUUUAUCCUUUGCACCUUUAACACAUCCAAAAGAUUUCAGAUCUUAUUUGACAUCAGAUAUUCUCAGCUUAAUGAAGAAAUCUUCAUUAGCAGUGCAAGGCUCUCUGAAGAUAGACAUGCAUGUGUACACUAGCUUCGAGCCCAUUCAUUCAUGGACUGUAUCUUACAAUCUGACAACAACAUCUGCUUCAGUUUUCCGUAAGUCUAUUGAUGACCUGCUGUCCGAGUCAGGUUGUCCAGCUAAAGAGAAAUGUAUACUGUAUUUAUCAUCGACUGACUCUAGUGGUGUCCCUGUCUCAUCAACAUGGUUUGCUUUGACAUAUCCAAAAUACUCAACCCUGCCUCCUGCCGAAGUACAGAUUCAGUCAGUUGUAAAAGUGGAUGCCAAUACAUUUCAAAUAGAGUUGUACAGUAAUGCUGUAGCCCUCUAUGUCUGGCUAUCCUUGGAUGAGAUUAAAGGUCAUUUCUCUGACAAUGGUUUCCCCAUGCUCACCAGUGCAAUAGUGGUCAUGUUUUAUUCCACUGCUGAUGUAACUGCUGACAGGUUGGCGUCAGAAUUGAAGGUGAAAAGUCUAGUGGAUGUCCAGACUUUAUCCAAAAAUUAUAAUGGUUACAAUACUUAUGGCUGUCACAAGUUGUUUCUUUUUUUUUCUUUUUUGUUUCAAAACAUUUUGGAGACACUGAUUUUUUUUUUAAAAGUAGUCUUUCAUGUACAAACAUGUUACAAGUUAAUUUAUAUAUUUUUAUAUUUUAUGCUUAUUUGCAUAAGUUUCAUCAUUUGCAGGAUACUAGUUUUAUUUUUAAAGAAAAAGCCUUGUAAUAGACAUAUGAACAUUAGUAGAGUUCCUCCAACAAAUCACAACUUACAUGUUUUAGCACAGGUUUAGACUGAAUUCUUUGAGCCUAUCUGUAGCUAAAAGUUAAAGAAAAUGUUGGCUACUGGUGUCUUAGGGAAGUUUACCUCCUUUGUCACAGGGUAAUGACUCAGAUUGAGGAUCUCUAAGAGUUUAAGAUUUAGAGGUAUUCAAACAUACAUUCAAAGUCCCUUUCCUUAUUUAAAAUGAGGUCUUAACUGACAAAUGGUUGAGAACCUUGUAGUUUCAAGGACUAGACUUUACUUUUAAAGACUGAAAAUAUUCAGUUAUAUUUCCAGUAAAACAGGCAUCUUUUUUUUCUCAUUAUUUGAUUUAAAAAUUAAAUUCAAUUCCUGAAUGUCAAAUUUUAAUCUUGUAAAUAUUUUGGUUUAAAUUUAUAGGUAACAGGUUAAAUUUGGAUCUUAUAUUUACUAUUUUACCUCUUUCAGUAUGCUAUUGUAUGCCAUUGAAUAUAUUACUGUUUAUUAAAAUAAUUGUUCAUGCUUAAUGUGUUUAAAACAACAGAAUAAUAACAAGUAAUGGACUUUCUUCUAUAAGCAGAAUAGAAUUAUUAAAAGCCUAAGUCUUAAAUAUAUUUUGGUUUUAUUGUCACUAUUGUAUUUGAAGUGAUCUGUAUAGUCUCCACAAUCAUAUGACAUACACAGAUUCGGAGGUCCCUAUAAAUAUAUUCUACACACUACUAGAUUAUAUGUUGUUUUUUUUUAGUUAAAUGUUUUGGCUUUCAAACUAAUGCCAAAUUUAAAUUACUUGCACAAUAACUUAACUGACAUAAAGUACGGUAGUUGAAAUAAUGCACUGUGGAAAUACAGAUGAUCAAAUAUAAUCCAACAAUAAAUAAGCCCACUAAAUAAUCCACAGAGAACAAUGAUUAAUGAACGUUAACAAAGACUAAUGACAGUCUGGAUAUAUAGCUUCACAUUUUUUUUAUUAUUAUAGCUUUUAUAUAGCGCUACUUUCAUACUUAUAGCAUGCUCAGAGCGCUUUUGGUCCAAUCUCAGUUGUGGACCAGUGGGGGGAGGGGGUAUCUAGGAGUUGGUUUUCCGUGCUGCCUUUAGGCGCUCAGUAAACACAACUCUACCCAGGUCGGGUGUUGAACCUCAAGCCCCCUUCUAGGUAGCCAAGCCAAGUUCAAGCGCACUUGGCCUCUCGACCACACUUCCCACAUUUCUUACAUAGUAGCAUAUAUCAAUCUCUCUGGAUUCUUUCUGUACCUGAUAGUAAGUUCUAUCACCUUCCCCAUAAUUCUAUCUUGACCCUGCAUCAUUGUUUAUGCAAACCAAGGUUAUCUAGAAAGUCAGCUGUUAUUGUGCUCUGUCAAACAUAACAUUGUACAUACACAUGUGAAAGUCAUUAUAUAAAUCUCUUUGUCCAUGUAUAAUACAAAAACAAAAAUUUAUAAAUGUCCAGUCUGAUAAAAGUAUAAAAAUUGUCUAAUAUCAUAAUAAAAAUAAUGGUAAUGACUUUUGAUUCUGAUGAUUAAGGAUGAGUGCAGUGUUUCACAUGAGUGCAAAGCCAAUGCAUACGCAAGCUCAAAAAUUUAAGGAUGUUCAGUUUGAUAAAAAUGUAACGAUUUUCUAAUAUUUCACAGAUACAAUUUUAUAAGUAUGUAAGAAUUAUUAGUCAUUUGUCCAAGUUUUGUUUAGCAGACUUUAUUUUGUCAAUAUUCUAAAUUGUUCUCUAAACAACUUUUUCUGUGUCCUAGAAAAAAGGUGUCUGAAUUUCUAACUGAAAAUUUUCUUUUAAACUAUUUGAUGAUAAUUUAAUGUAUUCUAUGCUCAUGCUAUUCUUUGAUCAUUACUUUUCUGUAAAUAAAAAAAAAAGUGAUCUAAUUGUUAGUAAUCUAAUUCUACAUGCAUUCCAAUUUCUUUUAUCUGGGAGAUCUAAAAAUAUUCUACAAUACAAUUGGGUAAAAAGCUACUAGACAAUAAUUGAAACAAUUUUUCUCUAUAUUCACAACACAUUGACUGGUUGUUUGGUGAGAUUUCCUUCUCAAUGGUUCUCAUGAUUUUUCUCCCAUUAUGACAUUUUUUUUUUUAUGAAAAUUAAAAUCUUUAAGUAGUGUUGGAUUCUUUCUCAUAGAACUGGUUGUUUUUCUUAACAAAUUUAAACUCAUUCUGUUCAGAUUUCAAGAUUGUCAUAAGACUUGUGAAAUUUUUGGUAUUAGCAAUUUUAUUUAAAAAAAAAAAUUAUAUUUCAUUUUCUAUUUGAUUUCAACAAAAAUUCAACACUUUUUAAAUAUAAUUUCAUAAAGAUUUUUUUUUCUUUAGGGCACUUUUUUUUUGUCAAAACAACAGUUAUCUCUUGAAAAUCUACAUUAAUGCACUUUCAAUUCCAAUUAUCAACAUUUUUCAUCUGAUCUUUUCAAAUAUUGAAAAUGGGUACAAUUUUGUCAACAAAUCUGUAUUUGUAUAUUUUUUUUUUUAGUUUCAUUUAACAAAAGAACAAAUAUAUUAUUACUUGUCAAGUUUUUGAUGCGUGAUUUUUAUUUUUUGAAAGAGAUAAUACAUUUUUUUAAAAAGCUA
Molecule: messenger RNA, 5934 nt
Organism: Biomphalaria glabrata
Lineage: Eukaryota; Metazoa; Mollusca; Gastropoda; Planorbidae
Product: beta-mannosidase-like
Exons: 18
Coding region: 383-3424 (1013 amino acids)
Biological process (GO): carbohydrate metabolic process; glycoprotein catabolic process
Molecular function (GO): beta-mannosidase activity
Source: RefSeq, a predicted model, not a curated record